AUGGAGAUCACCAAGUCAAGAUACCUCCUCUGCCUUGUGCCACAGGACAUCAACCUCUUUGACGCCUUGCAGAUCGUCAUCAUUGCACUGAUGCACCUGCUCAAGCGCAGAUACAACGUCUACUUCAAGGCUGACAACACCACACACCACUGCUACAGCUCCGUCUACUGUAUCCUCAGUGACCAUCCCUUGCAGGCACUGUGUGCCAGAUUAGCACAGGGCGGCUGGGGGUCGUGCCAAUACUGCCACAACCUCUCAGCCUUCUUCCACGAGGUGGAAUGGCCAAUCAAGCGACGCGGCAACUACUGGAGUGUCUAUGACGCUCACGUCGCGACACUCAAGGACUCCAAUGAAGGAGUCUGUGGCAAGGUUGGCCCCGCCAAUGAGAAAAUAAAGGUGCAUGGCUGGGGCCAACAGAGACACUUGCAGUACACAAGCACAGUGCAUGGGCUUGAGGAAGAGCUCAACAAGGUGUUCAAGGCUUUCCCACCAUUCCCAGGAAAGCAGAGCUUUGCAAACCAGACGCAGAUCAUCCAGCGUAAUCCAAACGGCAAGGUGGUGGUGGGGCUGACAGGAGGCGAAAUGGACAGCUUCCUGCAGGUCGCUGAGCUCCUGUUCAAGGAGCGGGUGAGCAAUCCACAGGAGCGUGAGUGCUGGCAAAUCCACAUCAAUAUCGUCCACCUCCUGCAGCAGGAAAGCUUCAAUGCCAACAACCUCAAGAAGCUCAAGAAGCUGACCAAGAGAUGGAAACAUCUCAUGGUCAAGUUCUACGGCGGCGUUGCUGAGCGGCAGUGA
This is a messenger RNA of Acanthamoeba castellanii str. Neff, 795 nucleotides long. RefSeq lists its product as uncharacterized. Lineage: Eukaryota; Discosea; Longamoebia; Acanthamoebidae. The transcript has 5 exons. The coding region runs from base 1 to 795 and encodes 264 amino acids. The record is from RefSeq and is a predicted model, not a curated record.